Messenger RNA from Ectocarpus sp. CCAP 1310/34, 1965 nucleotides. Lineage: Eukaryota; Phaeophyceae; Ectocarpales; Ectocarpaceae. The record is from the annotation of a GenBank genome assembly.
CCCCUUUCGUCCAGUCCGCAGGGACCCUCUCGUUAGUGCAGUUGGGAAUUGGCAAUGUAGCAGAGUGCCGUGUGCCUUGUAGUCUGGUGCUAUUGCGCUGUUCCCGUGCGAGUGUGCUUACAUCUUCAGCCAUGGCAAUGCGAAGGAGUCUGCCAACCCUGCGACCUAUCGUCAGCGCGUCGUUGUCUGGAGCGGAGCGGAUGGCUCACCCUCCUCGCUCCCUGCGGGGUAGCGGUUGCAGCGGCGGCGUCCGCGGCGGGGGGAGAAAUUGGAGGGUUUUGUUGCCGACCGGAAGAGGCGUAGAGGGUGCGGGGGUGAGGGGAUUUGGCGUCGUCGACUCAGUCCAGGACAAGAUAAUCAACAGGAACACCGCGAAGCAAGAGAAGCAGUUCAAGGAACAGAUGAAGGAGCUGUCCUUGAAGGAGAGCUUCGACCUGGAUGACUUCGCCAAGAUCAUUGAGGAGCCGCUCGACAAGUUUUCGGCGAAGCUUCCGUGGAACAAGGGACGAGAGGAGCUGCAGGCCAUGAAGAUGCAGAAGAAGGUCCUGGAAGGGCUCACGCCCCUGCAGAGAAAAAACCCAGAGUCCAUCCGGCACGGACACCGCCAGCGCAUCGCCGCCCGAGCCGGAGUGACGACGGAAGACGUGAACAAAGCCCUCGCCGCUUACCGAGAGCUGAAGGCCAUGCACGGCUGGCUGUCGACGAGGCGGAAGAGGAAGGAGAGGAUCCCCACCACACAGGAGGAGCUGCACGUUCUGGCCACCGACCCGUCCGGGACAAUGCUCGUGAACUUCAUGAAAGUCAAGAGGAGCAACUCCGGAAAGCCCAGCUUCGCCUUCUGAUUGGGCAAAAAAAAAUCAGGACAGCGAUGCUGAUUGGUCGAGAGCGUCUUGCGUGGAGAAGCGCUCUGGUCGGACGAGAAGAAUUUUCCCGGUUUCGGGCUGAGGAACUGCCUAAUUUGCUACCUGAACCCCUUCGCAGAAGCGACUGGUUUCUUCACGAAAUGAUGGGCUACAGUUGUAUGUAGAUGAGAGACCGCACUCGAUGUGCUUCCCCUGAUCUGACGUGAUUCCCUGACGGAUCGAGGAGGCUCGAAGUUCUGCUGUAGAUGUGCUGCUGCGUCGAGGAGCCUUGGCUGUGUCUCUGUUUCUUUUUUUAUUUCAAUAGAGCGAGCAUUUCGUGGAUGGUGAACGUUUUUUGUCUAGGUCAGCGCUUUCCGUCCUGGGUUCAGGUCUCCCAUGUCUCUCUCCGCCCGAUGCCUUCUGAGAAGUGUGUGUGGUUUUGAUGCGUACGGUAGAAGACUUGCCCGCUUCCUCCAUGAAGGAAGUUUUUUUUUUCGUACACAGCGGCAACGAAUAAAAUGUCGCUAAACUAGCGCGAGGCCUCAGGGGAAGCGGGCGCGGUCGGUGGACCCCCCGCCCCCCAGUGCUGUGUCCCUGUCUUUUGCAAUCUACGAAGUAGCUUGUCAUUGGUUUCGCGUGCACUUGAUCCUUUCCUGUUUUCGAGGCAGAGCACCGUGCGUCUUUACUCCUACUAGAACAAACAAACGCGUUCGACACGUUGGCUCACGCGGGGGAAGGGGCGCAUGCCAUCUAGAGUCGUUCCCGUGUUCCAGUCGCUUCGCUUUCUCUUUUGUCUUGUCUGGUUCGUUCGAUAGGGGUGGGGUUUUGGCGGGACCUUCUCCCUGCCGCCAAAUGGGGGGUGUGGUGCAAUAGGACGCCUCUCGAGUGUCUUCACAGAUGGCUCGGUUGAGGUACAGUCGACUCGUGAGCGAAACACGUGAUAAUGUACAUCAGGUCAAUAAGGGGUAUCGCGACGCCUCUCGCUCAGUGUCGGCAGGGCAUGGCGAGGCAAGAUCAGACUUGGUCAACAACAACGUGAUGAGGUGUUCGUCUGGCUUGCGUGUGGCAACAAAGCGACGGUGUUCUUAGCAGUCGCAUGGUGAGUGCACGGCUUCAACCGCCU